This is a messenger RNA of Phodopus roborovskii (desert hamster), 2642 nucleotides long. RefSeq names its product signal transducer and activator of transcription 4 (gene Stat4). NCBI's taxonomy places the organism in Eukaryota, Metazoa, Chordata, Mammalia, Rodentia, Cricetidae. The transcript is spliced from 24 exons. Gene Ontology annotation, biological process: response to peptide hormone; regulation of cell population proliferation; regulation of transcription by RNA polymerase II. The coding region runs from base 135 to 2381 and encodes 748 amino acids. Gene Ontology annotation, molecular function: DNA-binding transcription factor activity, RNA polymerase II-specific; RNA polymerase II cis-regulatory region sequence-specific DNA binding. The record is from RefSeq and is a predicted model, not a curated record.
GACGCACAGGAAAGUCAAGUGGGUGGAGAAAUGCAAAUCCCCUAGUGGCAUGGCGUCAGCGGCUGUGGACCCUGAAGUCAGAUUCUGACUUUAGACUGGAGCAGUAGCAGCAACUGGACAGAGGGAGAGCCAGCAUGUCUCAGUGGAAUCAAGUCCAACAAUUAGAAAUCAAGUUUUUGGAGCAAGUGGAUCAAUUCUAUGAUGACAACUUUCCUAUGGAAAUCCGGCAUCUGCUGGCCCCGUGGAUUGAACAUCAAGACUGGGAGGUGGCUUCUAACAAUGAAACUAUGGCAACAAUUCUUCUUCAAAACUUAUUAAUACAAUUGGAUGAACAGUUAGGUCGUGUUUCCAAAGAGAAAAACCUGCUAUUGAUCCACAAUCUCAAAAGAAUUAGAAAAGUUCUUCAGGGAAAGUUUCACGGAAAUCCAAUGCAUGUAGCUGUGGUAAUCUCUAAUUGUUUAAGGGAAGAGAGGAGAAUAUUGGCUGCAGCCAACAUGCCUAUCCAGGGACCUCUGGAGAAAUCCUUACAAAAUUCUUCAGUUUCAGAAAGACAGAGAAAUAUAGAGCACAAAGUGGCUGCCAUUAAAAACAGCGUGCAGAUGACAGAACAAGACACCAAAUACUUAGAAGAUCUGCAAGAUGAAUUUGACUACAGGUAUAAAACAAUUCAGACAAUGGACCAGGGUGACAAGAAUAGUAUCCUGAUGAAUCAAGAAGUUUUGACACUGCAAGAAAUGCUUAACAGCCUGGACUUCAAGAGAAAGGAGGUGCUCAGUAAGAUGACACAAAUAGUGAAUGAGUCGGACCUGCUGAUGAACACCAUGCUGAUAGAAGAGCUGCAGGACUGGAAGAGGCGGCAGCAGAUCGCCUGCAUCGGUGGCCCACUCCACAAUGGGCUGGACCAGCUUCAAAACUGCUUUACCCUGUUGGCAGAAAGUCUUUUCCAACUCAGACGACAGCUGGAAAAAUUAGAGGAGCAAUCUACCAAGAUGACUUACGAAGGAGACCCCAUCCCCACCCAGAGAGCACACCUGCUGGAGAGAGCCACCUUCCUGAUUUACAACAUUUUCAAGAAUUCAUUUGUGGUUGAGCGACAGCCGUGCAUGCCAACACACCCUCAGAGGCCGAUGGUACUUAAAACCCUCAUUCAGUUCACUGCAAAGCUGAGACUACUAAUAAAAUUGCCAGAACUCAACUAUCAGGUGAAAGUUAAAGCAUCAAUAGACAAGAAUGUUUCAACUCUAAGCAAUAGAAGAUUUGUGCUUUGUGGAACUCAAGUCAAAGCCAUGUCUAUUGAGGAAUCCUCCAAUGGGAGCCUGUCAGUAGAAUUUAGACAUUUGCAGCCGAAGGAGAUGAAAUCCAGUGCUGGAAGUAAAGGAAAUGAGGGCUGCCACAUGGUGACAGAGGAGCUGCACUCCAUAGCCUUUGAGACCCAGAUCUGCCUCUACGGCCUCACUAUUGACUUGGAGACAAGCUCAUUACCUGUGGUGAUGAUUUCUAAUGUCAGCCAACUGCCCAAUGCUUGGGCAUCCAUCAUUUGGUACAACGUGUCAACCAACGAUUGCCAGAACUUGGUUUUCUUUAAUAAUCCUCCAUCUGUCACUUUGAGUCAACUCCUGGAAGUGAUGAGCUGGCAGUUUUCCUCCUAUGUUGGCCGUGGCCUUAAUUCAGACCAGCUCAACAUGCUGGCAGAGAAGCUCACAGUUCAGUCUAACUACAGUGAUGGUCACCUCACCUGGGCCAAAUUCUGUAAGGAACACUUGCCUGGCAAACCUUUUACCUUCUGGACCUGGCUUGAAGCAAUAUUGGACCUAAUUAAAAAACACAUUCUUCCCCUCUGGAUUGAUGGGUAUGUCAUGGGCUUUGUUAGCAAAGAGAAGGAACGGCUUCUGCUCAAGGAUAAAAUGCCUGGGACAUUUUUGUUAAGAUUCAGUGAAAGCCAUCUUGGAGGGAUUACCUUUACCUGGGUGGACCACUCUGAGAACGGAGAAGUGAGAUUCCACUCUGUAGAACCCUACAACAAAGGGCGACUGUCAGCUCUGCCAUUCGCUGACAUCCUGCGAGACUACAAGGUUAUUAUGGCUGAAAACAUUCCUGAAAACCCUCUGAAGUACCUCUACCCUGACAUCCCCAAAGACAAAGCCUUUGGUAAACACUACAGCUCCCAGCCAUGUGAAGUUUCAAGGCCAACAGAGCGGGGAGACAAAGGUUAUGUCCCUUCAGUUUUUAUCCCCAUUUCAACAAUCCGAAGUGAUUCCAUGGAGCCGCAGUCUCCUUCAGACCUUCUCCCCAUGUCUCCGAGUGUAUAUGCUGUGCUGAGAGAAAAUCUGAGCCCUGCCACAAUUGAAACUGCGAUGAAGUCUCCAUAUUCUGCUGAGUGACAGUAUAAAGUGACUCUUCAGAGAAGAGAGCAGACGGAGACUGUUUUUCACCAAAGGCCACAAUUUAUUUCUUCAGCUUUGUAAAUACCGGUUUCUAGAAAAUGGUAGACAUCCGAAGCUUUCCUCUCUCUAGGUGACACCCCCAACUGGGAGUGCUGUGACCAAAAUGCUAAAAACCAAAGCUUCCGAUAAAUGUGCAAGAAAGACAGCUUUAAGAAACCAGUGUUAGUAACAAUAUAACAGAAGAUUCCUUUGCAUGCA